GGUUUUUCUACAGGAGUGUUUUUGCGAAAAUCGAGGAAUUCUGAGAAGUAAACGCGCAAAAAUGGCGUGGUCGAUUCGGGCUUUGGGUCAAGGUUAUAGAGUUUUGAUGGCAGCCGCCAACAGCUCCGCCACCGUCGCAGCCACUGCCACCGCACCCAAGCGGGGCCGCCCUGCCGGUAUUCUAAAAGUGGUACCUGUGUCACAAUCUCUGGGAGAGUUCCUCGGCGUCACGGAAGUCUCUCGAACCGACGCUGUGAAGAAAGUUUGGGAAUACAUCAAGCACAAUAACCUCCAGAACCCAUUGAACAAGAAGGAGAUCCUAUGCGAUGCCAAAUUGAAGACGAUAUUUAAUGGGAAGGAGCAAGUUGGGUUCUUGGAGAUUGCCAAGUUGUUGUCACAGCACUUUGUCAAGUCUAGCUGAUUGUGGUAACGAAGACCUGCUUGAAAUUUUGUUAUAUCAUUUGUCUGUGGAUUUCGGGCUCUGAAAUAUGGUGUUGGCGGAUAGACGACAUCCUGUUUUGAGUGGUUAUAUGCUACCGCCAUCACUUUUUGGUUUCGGUCGAAAUUUUAACCUACUUGUCAAUGUGGCUGGCUUCUAAUGUAAAACUAGAGGCAUUCUAGUGCAUGAAACUUUUAAACCUUUUCUGUUAGUGUACCAUAUGGUGUUACAUCAGCAAUGUAUAAACUUUUUUAAAAU
This is a messenger RNA of Cynara cardunculus var. scolymus (artichoke), 697 nucleotides long. RefSeq names its product upstream activation factor subunit UAF30-like. NCBI's taxonomy places the organism in Eukaryota, Viridiplantae, Streptophyta, Magnoliopsida, Asterales, Asteraceae. The coding region runs from base 62 to 421 and encodes 119 amino acids. Gene Ontology annotation, cellular component: nucleus. The transcript is spliced from 2 exons. The record is from RefSeq and is a predicted model, not a curated record.